This is a messenger RNA of Cuscuta campestris, 716 nucleotides long. NCBI's taxonomy places the organism in Eukaryota, Viridiplantae, Streptophyta, Magnoliopsida, Solanales, Convolvulaceae. The record is from the annotation of a GenBank genome assembly.
UUUGCUUGACUCCUCAUUCAAAAACAAAACCAAUAAUGGAUUAUUCACCACCAUCAGCAUUAUCAGCCCGCAAAAACAAGCGCAGAGGAAGAGGGUUUCUUAGGGGGCUGUGGAAUCCAGUCCGCAGUUGCAGCGGCCGGAGCCCGAGUCCGGCCGCCGCCGCCCCACCGCCGGCGAGGAGGGUCGAUAUCCGCAACGGUAAUAAUAAUCUGGCGGCCGUGAAGAGAGAAAAUGUUGCCGGUGGUGAUCAUGACGACGCCGCCGCCGCCGCCCUUCCCGGUGGUGCUGUUGAUGAUGAAGACGACGAGGAAGUCGAUCGUAGAGCCGAGAAAUUAAUCGCUUCUUUCCGCGAGAAGAUUAGGGCUCCGUCUUCUUCUAAGUAACUGAGCCGAUGCAUGCAUGCAUGCCAAGCGGCAUAUAUACGCACAAUAAUACUUAGUUCUAUAUUACUCUGUAAUUAUUAUUAUUUGGGUACUCUCUCCCUUACCUAAUAAUGUUCUUCAAUAGGGCGGUAAAUGGAUAACCAAAAAUUCGAUUACCGUCCGCAUCCGUGUCCGUUUGUAUGGAAUAUAUCCGCAUCCGUUAAAACGGUUAUUAUCCGUAUCCGAUUAGGGAUAUUCGAUUGCUAAACGGAUACGGAUUUGGUAAUCACACAUCCGAUCCGUUUAUAAUCCGCUUCGCAUUGACAUCCGUUUAAAUAACCGUUUAUCCGUAUA